Molecule: messenger RNA, 631 nt
Organism: Ostrinia furnacalis (Asian corn borer)
Lineage: Eukaryota; Metazoa; Arthropoda; Insecta; Lepidoptera; Crambidae
Gene: LSm1
Product: U6 snRNA-associated Sm-like protein LSm1
Exons: 3
Coding region: 138-554 (138 amino acids)
Biological process (GO): deadenylation-dependent decapping of nuclear-transcribed mRNA
Cellular component (GO): Lsm1-7-Pat1 complex; P-body
Molecular function (GO): mRNA binding
Source: RefSeq, a predicted model, not a curated record
CAGUGUCAGUCACCGAUUGAUAGAUUUAGUUUGGAUCUCGGACGCAAUAUUAUUUUAGCGAUAUUUUUCAGAAAAAUAGUCCAUAUUAACGUAGAAGUAACAAUAUUUUCAAACGUGCCCUCUUUAGCUUUUGCAAGAUGCAAAAUAACAUCAAUCCUUUGGCGGGCACUGCACAUUUACUGGAUGAACUAGACAAGAAACUCAUGGUGCUGCUUCGCGAUGGGAGGACCUUGAUUGGAUAUCUGCGUUGUGUCGAUCAGUUUGCGAAUUUAGUUUUGCAUAAAACUAUUGAACGGAUCCAUGUUGGUAAAGAGUAUGGUGAUAUUCCAAGGGGAAUAUUCAUUGUUAGAGGCGAAAAUGUCGUCCUUUUGGGUGAAAUCGAUCAGGACAAAGAAAAGAACUUGCCGCUAACUGAAGUGUCAGUAGACGAAAUUUUAGAUGCUCAGAGACGGGAACAAGAUGCUAAAAUUGAGCAACAGAAGUUACUCUCAAAAGCCCUAAAAGAAAGGGGGCUGAACCUGCUUGCUGAUUUAGGGCAUGAUGAUAUGUUUUAGGCUCUAAAUAUAGCAUUCUCAUUAUAUUAAGAUAAGACUGUAAUUAAAAACAUAUUAAAUAGUAUCUAUGACUGUAA